Molecule: messenger RNA, 1707 nt
Organism: Mesorhabditis spiculigera
Lineage: Eukaryota; Metazoa; Nematoda; Chromadorea; Rhabditida; Rhabditidae
Source: the annotation of a GenBank genome assembly
AUGGAACGACUAGCCGACGAUGAGGCUGAGGACCCGGGGCUGAUGGUGCUCAUCGCCGACGCCGGCAACUACUCGUUGACGCUGACGCACCUGCAGCGCAAACACUGGCGGCUCGUGAUCGUCCACCCUGCCGGCGCUGACCCCACCUUCACCGACUACGCCGAUGAGGCGCUGACCAUGGACGAGUUGUUGGACUGGGGACAGCAGGAGCCGGACGACGAUGACGAUGUGGACGACGAGGAGGAUGGGGAUGGGACGGAGGAUGAGGAACAGCUGAAGACCGCCCAGCCAUUCAUCGGAUCGCGCUGCUUCUUGUUGCAGGUCCCCGCAAUGCCAGUCGUCGAGCUGUGGGCCCAGCUUGGCCCCGACCAGCACAUGGCCCACUUCAACAAGGUCACCCGCGAGGCGGUCAUCGUCAUCGAGGCCGACACGGUCGAGGAGACGCACCGCAGCCUGCAGAGCCUGCUGAACCGCGUCUGCUUAGCCGUCGGCUACCAACCUGCCGACGUGGCCGCUGCGACGUCGCCGAAGAGUUUGCUCUCCCUCCCGACGGCCAUCCACCUUCCCCCGCCCGCCGUCCCGCCAAAGCCACCCAAAAAGACCGCCUGGAAUGGGCAGGCGGCCGCACGGCAGCUGAACAACAACACCGAGCAGCACGGCUACGCUGCGCAACGCCACAACGGCGACGCCUCCAAUUUUCAGGCGCGGAAGCCGCCACGCGUGCCCAGCGACGCGAAGCGCCAAAAUUCCGACGCGCCGGGCGCGUCGUCGGCCUCGUUCGGACAGCCGCGCGACCCGUUCGCCAUUGGGGCCCAGCAGCUGCGCGAGCGUGACCGUGAGCAGCGCCAGAAGACUCAGGCUACGAACUACAACAAUCGACGCUACAGCCCGGGCAAUGUUGGGAAGACGGCCGAAGAUGGGUACCGUCACCGGGCAACUCAUCAACCGCUUCGCCGUGACUUUCCGGAUCCGGUGGCCCCGUACGUCGACCACCGUAACCCCAACGGGCACUACCAAAAGCCGGCGGUGACCAGCGGCGGCGGCGGCAGCGCCGCGCCCGGUGCGGGGACGUUCAAGAAACAUGGCUCAUUCCGCGACCAGCCCCACGACUACGCGAUCGUCGAGGAGCAGCGCGGCGGAACGGGCGGCGGCACCGGCGGGGCGCGAAACAGAGACUAUUGCUACCUGCAGAAGGGCCAAAAACCCGUCGCCGCCAUCGCCCCGAUCUCGCCCUCGCCGCAGACGCCCCGGCUCCGCCUCAACGCCGCCCCGCCGCUUAUCACCAAGCUCGCCCCGCCGCCGCCCGCCACGCCCACGCCCGCCACCAUCCCAGCCAGCCCCCUCACCAACGCCCCGCCCGCCGCCGCCAAGACGCCCGGCGGCGCUGCCGCGCCGGGCGCGCUGGCGCGCGAGCGCUUCCGCAAGCCCGCGCCGCAGUGCGUCUUCUGGGAGAACCGCUUCCACCGCCAGGAGACCGGCUGCACGCUGUGGCACCCGAAGGAGACGUGCCGCUUCUACCCGACGUGCGCUCAUCAGGCCCAGGACUGCGGCUUUGCCCAUCCGUUCUGCGGGCCGAAGUGCCACUGCGACCCCGGCGACCGGAACCCCCAGCUGAACCACUGGACCGAGCACCUGCAACGCAACUUUGGCGUCCCGAGCCACUCCACCACGCUGGCCGACUUUUUGCCGGCCGCCAGCACGAUGUCG